This is a messenger RNA of Trematomus bernacchii (emerald rockcod), 2209 nucleotides long. RefSeq names its product solute carrier family 6 member 3 (gene slc6a3). NCBI's taxonomy places the organism in Eukaryota, Metazoa, Chordata, Actinopteri, Perciformes, Nototheniidae. The transcript is spliced from 16 exons. The record is from RefSeq and is a predicted model, not a curated record. Gene Ontology annotation, molecular function: dopamine:sodium symporter activity; norepinephrine:sodium symporter activity. The coding region runs from base 128 to 1981 and encodes 617 amino acids. Gene Ontology annotation, biological process: dopamine uptake involved in synaptic transmission; sodium ion transmembrane transport. Gene Ontology annotation, cellular component: neuronal cell body membrane; neuron projection; presynaptic membrane.
CCUCCUACACAGUGUAAAGGUUUAUUGUUGUUAUAUUAUUACUGCUGAUUAUUGCUAAGUUGACUGCUUAGAAACAACAAUGCAGAUUUCUUAAUGAAACCGAUAGCCUUGAAUCUAUAGAGUUUUUAUGCUAAAAAAGAGAAUCUCUGUCGGCCUGAUGUCUUCGGUUGUGGCCCCAGAAAAGCCCGCCUCAAACACCAUGGGCCCCAAAGAGGUGGAGCUGAUUCUGGUGAAGGAGCAAAAUGGGGUUCAGUUCACCUCUUCCACCUUAGUGGCUCCGACUCAUCCUCAGACCAACCCCAGUGGGGAGGAGAGGGAGACCUGGGGGAAGAAAAUCGACUUCCUCCUGUCUGUGAUCGGAUUUGCCGUGGACCUCGCCAACGUCUGGAGAUUCCCCUACCUCUGCUAUAAGAAUGGAGGAGGUGCGUUCCUGGUGCCAUACAUGUUCUUCAUGUUGAUAGCUGGCAUGCCUCUCUUCUACAUGGAGCUGGCUCUGGGACAGUAUAACAGAGAGGGGGCAGCAGGCGUCUGGAAGAUCUGUCCCAUAUUUAAAGGUGUAGGCUUCACGGUGAUCCUCAUUUCCCUGUACGUUGGUUUCUACUAUAAUGUCAUCAUCUCCUGGGCGCUCUUCUAUCUCUUCUCCUCGUUCACCAGCGAGCUGCCGUGGGUCCACUGCAACAACAGUUGGAACAGUCCAAACUGCUCUGACUGGGCUGACAACAGCUCAGUCAGCGACAUUUACAAGUCCACCCCUGCUCAGGAAUACUUUGAACGAGGGGUGCUCCACAUCCAGGACAGUAAUGGUAUUGAUAAUCUGGGCCGUCCACGCUGGCAGUUGACUUCCUGUCUAGGUGUAGUGAUUGUUCUGCUCUACUUCAGUCUCUGGAAGGGCGUCAAAACUUCUGGAAAGGUUGUGUGGAUCACAGCCACGAUGCCCUAUGUGGUCUUGACUGUGCUGCUGAUCCGCGGAGUCACUCUGCCUGGAGCCAUCGAUGGCAUUAAGGCCUACCUCUCCGUGGACUUCUUGAAACUGUGUGAUGCCCAGGUCUGGAUCGACGCAGCGACACAGAUCUGUUUUUCUCUGGGAGUGGGGUUUGGUGUGCUAAUUGCCUUUUCCAGCUACAACAAAUUCAGCAACAACUGUUACAGAGACGCCAUCAUCACCAGUUCCAUCAACUCUCUAACUAGUUUCUUCUCCGGAUUUGUGGUCUUCUCCUUCCUUGGGUACCUGUCCCAAAAGCACAAUGUAGCCCUGGACAAAGUUGCCAGAGACGGUGCUGGUUUGGUUUUUGUAAUUUACCCAGAAGCCAUUGCAACACUACCUGGAUCAUCAGUGUGGGCGGUCAUCUUCUUCAUCAUGCUGUUAUCCCUGGGCAUCGACAGUGCAAUGGGUGGUAUGGAGUCGGUGAUCACGGGGCUGAUGGAUGAGUUUAAAUGCCUCCACAAGCACAGAGAGCUGUUCACCCUCUUCAUUGUUGUUUCCACAUUCCUCAUAUCCCUCUUCUGUGUUACAAAUGGUGGGAUGUAUGUGUUCACCCUGCUGGACCACUUUGCAGCAGGAACAUCGAUUCUCUUUGGAGUGCUUAUUGAAGCCAUUGGCAUCGCAUGGUUUUACGGAGUGGACAGAUUCAGUGAUGACAUUGAGGAGAUGAUUGGCCAUCGACCAGGCCUGUACUGGAGACUGUGCUGGAAGUUUGUCAGCCCCUGCUUCCUCCUGUUUAUGGUGGUGAUUAGCUUUGCCACAUUCAACCCUCCAAGUUACGGUACCUACACAUUUCCUCCAUGGGCGAACAUGGUGGGGUGGUGUCUUGCCAUUUCCUCAAUGUCCAUGGUGCCUCUCUACGCCAUCUACAAACUCUGCAUAGUGCCUGGAAAGUUCUGCAAUAGACUGGCUUAUGCCAUCACCCCAGAGACAGAGCAUCACUUGGUAGACAACGGGGAAGUUCGGCAGUUCACACUGAAACACUGGUUGGUGGUCUGAAAAGUAGAGGAGGAGAGAAAAGGAGAGAAAGAUGAAGAGAGUGAAAGAAUGAGAGAGUAGACAUUGGGUAGAUGGAUGCGAGCACAGCAACGGUCUGAAGAACUGAGAAGAAUAAAGAAAUUGCCAUUGAAAUUGAUCACAAUGGUGGGGGUGGGAGCAGUUUAAAAGUGCCGACAGAAAACCCAUACACUUUGUAGUGUGCUUUAAUUUAAACAUUGGAUAUGUGAA